Leishmania braziliensis MHOM/BR/75/M2904 is the source of this 666-nucleotide messenger RNA. Its product is annotated as putative serine/threonine protein phosphatase. The record is from RefSeq and is a predicted model, not a curated record. NCBI's taxonomy places the organism in Eukaryota, Euglenozoa, Kinetoplastea, Trypanosomatida, Trypanosomatidae. Gene Ontology annotation, biological process: peptidyl-serine dephosphorylation; mitotic cell cycle. The annotation marks the transcript as partial. The transcript has a single exon. Gene Ontology annotation, cellular component: cytosol. Gene Ontology annotation, molecular function: protein serine/threonine phosphatase activity.
CGCGGCUACUACAGUGUCGAGACGGUGACGCUGCUUCUCCUCUACAAGCUACGAUACCCCCAGCGACUACAUCUUCUCCGCGGCAACCACGAGUCGCGUCAGAUUACGCAGGUGUAUGGCUUUUACGAUGAGUGCAUUCGCAAGUAUGGCAGCGCCAACGUCUGGACGAUCUUCACUGACUUGUUUGAUUACCUGCCUCUGACGGCGUUGGUCGAGAAUGAUAUUUUUUGCCUGCAUGGCGGUCUCUCACCGACGGUCGACACGUUCAGUCAUAUCCGCAAUCUCGACCGUGUGCAGGAGGUGCCGCAUGAGGGGCCCAUGUGCGAUUUGCUGUGGUCGGAUCCGGACGAUCGCGAUGGCUGGGGCAUCAGUCCCCGCGGCGCCGGCUUCACCUUCGGCCAAGGAGUCACCGAAGGUUUCUGCCACAACAACAAAAUCAAGACAAUCGCCCGUGCACAUCAGCUCGUCAUGGACGGCUACAGCUGGACGCAUCAGGAUCAGCUUGUCACAAUCUUCAGCGCGCCAAACUACUGCUACCGCUGUGGGAACCUCGCCGGUCUUCUGGAGCUGGACGAGCACAUGAACAAGUGCUUCUUUCAGUUCGACCCGGCACCGCGACGCGGUGAAGCGCAGGUGUCCAAGAAGACACCCGACUAUUUCCUAUAG